CACAAAAGUGUGUUAAAGAUCUGAAGAACCAUCACACAACCGAGGAGAUAGUUCUAGUCAUGUCAUCGCCUUUAUGUAUUCUUUCUCAAAAUGAGAACCUCUCAGUGUCUUUCUGUGGUUCUGGCUUUCUAGCAACAUACCAGCUUGGUGUUGCACAGAGUCUUCUGGAUAAUGCACCGUGGAUCCUACAAAGCGCUCCAAGAGUCUACGGCGCAUCUGCUGGGUCUCUCGUUGCUGCAGCUGUUGUUUGUGGGUCAAAUCUAGGUCGCGUGCGAGACCAGUUUUUGGAAUUUGCGCGAUUCACAAAACAACAUCCACUUGGUCUUCUCAAUCCAACAGUAGAUAUUUUCAGAUGGUUGGAGGUCACACUGCAGCGCACACUGCCUGAUAAUGCCUAUGGUCUGGCCAGCGGCCGUUUGCAUGUUUCCAUGACUCGCAUCCCUGACAGAAAAAACAUCCUAGUGUCAGAAUUUCAUUCCAAUGAAGACUUAAUAAAAGCACUUUUGUGCAGCUGUUUUGUUCCUGUAUACUCUGGCAUGAUUCCACCACAGUAUAAAGGUGAGCACUACAUGGAUGGAGGUUUCACAAACAUCCAGCCCUUUGAGGAUUCCUCUCCCACCCUCACCAUCUCCCCGUUUGCUGGUGAGAUGGACAUCUGUCCCUCUGAUACCUCCACCACCCUGUGUGAUGUGAUCAUCCAACAGCUUUCCCUCGAGUUCUCUCUGACUAAUUUCAUCAGACUGGUAGAUGCUAUGUUCCCUCGGGACUGGCGGAUUCUGAAGAAGGCAUUUUACAGUGGAUACCAAGAUACUGUUUAUUUUCUGCAGCGGAACAACGCUUUGCAUUUGUACCCUGAAUUGAGAAGGGAUUCUGACGUGUCUGAUGAUUCACGGAGCUCAGAUCACUGGAUGCUAACACAGACCGAUGAUGCAGAGGGACGAGACCAGGAAGAGGAAUUACAGCAGAACUCCCUGGAACACCCUGAGGAGAAGAGCGUCAAUUGGGUGGGCUUAUCAAUGAGUCCAUCCCAUCAAGAGCAGGCAGUACAUAAGAAUUCAUCAGUAAAGGUUCAGGAAGUGCUGCUGUGUAAUAUCAUAGGUCAGAUAGAGAUUAUGAGUAAUGCGAAUGUCUCGUUAUCUCAACGGACACUAUCGUACCUGCUCUUCCUGUUCACACUGCCAAUCUGGAGUGCAACAACAUUCAUGGACAGGUAUCAGAAAUGGAUCGAACAUGCUACGGUGGUGGUAUACUGGCUCUGGCAGGGGGUUAAACUCUUCAUAAUCUUUGUGCUCAACAUUUACUUGUCUACUCUGAGGAAAGGCCUAAGAGACAUGCUGCAGGGUCUGUUCAGUUUUAUCCCUUUGCUAGCUCACGCUGAGUAUCACAGGGCAAGAGAGUGUGCCGAAAGAAAUGUGGCCUCUGAUCUGAAUGGUCAGGUCCCUACUGCUUUUCAAGAGAGUCCCUCUGUGGAACACACCCUCCCUAAACUCUACACACUUCUGUGUUCACUAGAAACGGAGAGCAAAUGGAGAAGACACAGGAUUGAGGUGCAACACACAUUACAGCAACAUGUUGGACAUGUGAAAAGACAUUAAACACAUACAAACCGAGAUUUGUAAUGUUAAUCAUUAUGUCCAGAUUGAUAUAUCAAUCCAUUAAAAGCAUCAAGCAUGCAUAAUUUAUGCCUUGAAUAAAAAAUAAAAUUAAAAAAAGCUCUAGUAAUGUUAAAAGACUUGCAAAGUAAAACAAAUAAUGCAGCUUACGCUUAUCACACUUUUCUCCUGUGGCCUAGAUAGUGUUAUUUUUUUUUAUUGUUUCUAUCAUAAUCAUUAGGGAGAAGUUUUGAUGUGUUGAAUCAAGUGUUAUAUAAUGUUGAAAGGUUUUGAAAUAGAAGACAUUCUUUUCAGUAUAGUGUAAUUUGUGGUUUACUUACAUUCUAAGUAACAGUAUAAUAUUCUGUUUCUGUAAUAUACGUAUAUACAAUAAA
Messenger RNA from Xyrauchen texanus (razorback sucker), 1987 nucleotides. It is a transcript of the gene pnpla1, whose product is annotated as patatin-like phospholipase domain containing 1. The transcript is spliced from 9 exons. Gene Ontology annotation, molecular function: triacylglycerol lipase activity. Bases 60 to 1595 code for a protein of 511 amino acids. Lineage: Eukaryota; Metazoa; Chordata; Actinopteri; Cypriniformes; Catostomidae. Gene Ontology annotation, cellular component: membrane; lipid droplet; cytoplasm. The record is from RefSeq and is a predicted model, not a curated record. Gene Ontology annotation, biological process: triglyceride catabolic process; lipid homeostasis.